AUGUUUGGAUAUCUUCUAGUCCUUUUGGGUAAGUUUCGUGGCCAGGAAUUUCGUUGCCAAUUGGAAUUGAGACUGGAGUUUUUUGUUUUUUUUUUUUGUGUAGGACUUUUCGCCCCAACUGCAUGGGGUUCGUUGGUGAAAUGUAAUUGUGAUCCUGGUCCAGAGGGACCAGCUGGCCCACCUGGUCCCCCCGGUCCACCAGGACCGCCGGCUUACAACACAGGACCAUGGGGUUAUCCGCCAACAUCGCCAUUCAAUCAGAAUGUACAAAUAAUACCCGGACCGCGAGGCAUGCCAGGACCACCGGGUCCACCAGGAUACUGUUUCCCCUGCCCGGCAGCACCACCAUUUCGCACCGGCUUGGGUCCACGCCCCGGUCCCUGGGGUAGUGGCAAUCCCAUUCAGCCAUUGGUCACUUCGCCAGUGGACUCGGCAAGCGGUGUCUCGACUGCCAUUGGCAAUAUCAUUGUAUUGCCCUCUGGUGCCAGUUUGAAUGGACGCACUCAACUGUUCCGCAUUACACCGGAUGGUCAAGUGUUGCAAAUUGAAUCGCCAAAGGAUGUGCCAAAGGAUUUACUUGAUUUACCAGUGCCGGUGCCGGCGAAUACAUUCCAGGAGUUACCCACAUUGCCGACAGUCGCCUCUUUGCCAAGCAUUACACCGCCAGCCUUAGGAUCAGCUGGAGCUAAUCCACCAGCUGCUCCAACAUUGGCCACACCGCCAGCCGCAGGCGAAACGGCAAAUGCCCCACAGACGACUCUGCCACCCGAAGGCCUGGAUGAAGCCUUGUUUGCCUCGAAUAGUUUCGAUAAAAAGGAUUUCCUACGCGGCGGCAGCACUUUCAAUGAUGCCGUUCACGAUUGGCGGCGCAUCUUCCUCUUGGGCGAACGGCCAGCUAAUGCCUAUACAUCCGCCCCGAUUGCCCAGCCAGGCCAUCCCAAUCAAUUGGAGAGCACCAUGGAGAAUUUUCAGCGAGCUCUCGUCGAACUGAAAGAGAAAUAUGCCUCGUUAAUACAACCACGUAGCGGAGGCAAUGGAGGUCGCUAUGCAGUUAUACUUUAG
This is a messenger RNA of Drosophila willistoni, 1062 nucleotides long. Its product is annotated as collagen alpha-1(XVII) chain. The transcript has a single exon. NCBI's taxonomy places the organism in Eukaryota, Metazoa, Arthropoda, Insecta, Diptera, Drosophilidae. Bases 1 to 1062 code for a protein of 353 amino acids. The record is from RefSeq and is a predicted model, not a curated record.